This is a messenger RNA of Orbicella faveolata, 2454 nucleotides long. RefSeq names its product transmembrane protein 94-like. Gene Ontology annotation, molecular function: nucleotide binding. The record is from RefSeq and is a predicted model, not a curated record. NCBI's taxonomy places the organism in Eukaryota, Metazoa, Cnidaria, Anthozoa, Scleractinia, Merulinidae.
UAAGGACUGUAUGUAUGAAAAUGUUCUUUCACACUUUAGAAGUGAGGUACUUGCUUUGAUUUAUAUUCACUUGGAUUGCACAACUCCUAAAGGCCCAAAAAUCACACCAAAUGAACCACCCAAAACAGAAAAGAGUGCUAAGGAAGAUAGAAGAGUAGAAAGAAAACAAAGUACUGACAUUCCUUUGAAUUUUUAUGUCCUUGACUUAAGUAUCUUGGAGUAAAAAAUGCUUACACCAAAACGUUCUUUAACACAGUUUUCAUAAAUCCAUACAUAUAUUUGAUAAAUUUGAUAGUUGGUCUACCUCAUACAUCCUUACUAUUCUGUUUUAUACUAACAUUGUUUAAUUGUAUGUCUUUUUUAAGGUGUCUUCUUUUACAGUUAAUAUUCUGAGAACAAUUUUCCUUAAAAAUGACUCUGGCCAUUGGAGUGAAAUGAUUCUUUUACUGCAGGGAUAUGCCGUGUUGCCACUCCUUCCAAUUUCUUUUCCAAUUGUCUGGAUUUGUUUAAAUCUUUAUGGAACAGCUAGAAUCAAAGUCUUAUUCACUUUUUUAAAAGAAAAAGAAAAGCCAACAAAUGAGAUAUCUCUGCAAGAAGUGUUCCAUUGCUUUUGGAAAAAUUUACUGGGAGAUCCAUCAAGUUUACCAAGAACAGCUAACCUUUUAGAAAUCCUUGGAAGUGUUACCGUGUGGUGUUGUGUGGACAAAGAAGGGAUACUCUCACUACCCAAUCCCUGUGCAGAGAAGGUGUUCUUCCUAAAGAGUCGAAAGCAAAGAUUAAAGGAAGAGUUAGCUGGUCAGGUGAAGGAGAGAAAAGAGAGUGUCUGCACUUGGACAAGCGAAACAAGCAGAGUGUCGUCAAGUCAGGAUGGCCAAGAAUCGAUAUCUGAUGAUGAGGAUGAUGAUGAUGAUAUUUCUGCAUCUGUUGAUGACUCAGAAUCUGUUGAAGACAAUUGGAAUAACUGUUUUAAAGGUCACAGAGAAGUGUUAAAUUUGUCCUCUGAUCCUGAGAGUCAGUUUGGGCUGAGAUUUGAUGAUGUGAGAUGGCAGAGUCAUAUCAACUCACUCAAACCCCUGGGCCUAAAUAUCCUACUUAAUUCAUGUUGCAAAUCUCCUGUGAGAUGUCUACGGUUUGCUGACCACACUGGUCUUCUGUCCCUUUCAUACAAUUCAGUUCCUUUGCCUUCUUACAGAAGAUGCCUUUGUCUUCUUGGCAAAGAAAUAGGGUUCAUGGAACGUGCACUACAGCUCUUCAACAAACAAAAGUACAUCUUUGCUGUGCAGUCACCUAUUAACUCCACUUUCAGAGUUCCCAUUCACUCUCACUCAUUCUUAUCCAUUUCAAAAGAAAAGCCAAUACCAAACAUGAUCUGCCUCAUUACCAAGGAGGAGCACUCUGGUUCUUUUCAACUCCUUACCCAGGGAUCAGCAGAUAUCGUUCUUGAUGCCUGUAGUGAUUUCUGGGAUGGAUCCAGCCUCUGCCCUGUGACUGCAUUUGAGAGGAAGAAAGUCCUUGACUUCUAUCAGAGAAACAGUAUGUCAGCAUAUUGUGUUGCAUUUGCUUAUCGUCCAGUCAGUGAGCAGAUACCAGAAGAAAAUAGUGAAGAUGUGUAUUUAGACUUACCCUCUUCAUCUCAGUGGAUUGGCAGUGAGAGUGAUGAAGUAGAAAGUGUCUCUGAAAUUUCAGAAGAAGAAACAGACAACCUAGGCAGGGAUGAUGCUUUUAACGUCACCGAUGAGCUUCUUCAUACAGAUGUGGAUGCAGCAUCACUAUUAGACAAAGUGAACAUAGCUGAAAAUGUAGACGGCUAUCAAAGAAUACUUGGGGGACAAAUUUUCAUUGGAGCAGUGACAUUACAGUUUCAAGCUAAGAAGGAUAUACUUCCUCUCAUUGAAGACCUAAACAAUGCUGGGAUCCGGUUUGUGUAUUUCUCAGCUGAAAAUGAAGUGAGAAGUAGGGUAUUUGCUGAAAGAAUGGGGCUCGAGGCAGGGUGGAACUGUCACAUCUCUCUAAGAGAGGGCAGUCAUCUAUUAGAGGAUCGUGGCAGUAGUGCAACAGUAUCAGAGAGAAAUACAGAGAGUCUUUAUGACAUUCAGGAUGAUGUAAACGUCACUGGACAGGAUGGAGAUGAAAAACAUGUGAGCUGGUGGGGAGUUCAGGGUGAUUCAGUUGAAAAAGUUUCUAAUAAAGCUGAAGCAGCUGAAGUGGAUCCCUUACUAGAAAGUCAAAGUGAUGGCGGCACUCUGAUGGGUAGCAGUCAGAUAUCAGCACCUGAGGAUUAUUGGUUCUUUGCAAACAGGGUAAUAGUGUGGUGUGGGAUAAGUAAAGACAACAGACUUGUGGCCUGGCAGACCUGCAUAGUUUGGUUUACAGUGUGUUGGUUUGGAAAGUUACACAUCUAGAACAUCUGCAAGUAGUAGGUCAGCUUGUCUGCAAGUUUGUAGUCUGCACUGA